GGCACUCCAUGACCACUUACCACCCUCCCGCUAUCCUCGCGCAAGCGUAACUAAUUCGUUAUAAAUUCUCCACUACCCCCAAAUCUCUCUCCAUUCCCUCGCAACACGAUCACAAUGGGCGAGAAGAAGACCCAGAAAAGUGAUGCUCAAACAAAGGACAAGAACCACGCGCCCAACAAAGGCGAAACUAGUCCUACCACCGUCGUCUUGGAGGUCGACUUGCAUUGUGAUGGCUGUGCUUCCAAGAUCAUUCGUUUCCUCAACUGCUUUCAAGUGAAAUUCCACAUUGUUGUUAAAGGCGUGGAAACUGUGAAAGUCGAUGGUGAUUCCGGCAGGGUGACUAUCACCGGAAAUGUGGACCCCUCCAAACUCCGAGACAAGCUGGCCGACAAGACCAAGAAGAAGGUCGACCUCAUCUCUCCCCAGCCCAAGAAGGGCGGCAAGGACUGCAAAACCGACAAGAAGAAGCCCGACGACAAGUCUGAGAAGAAGAACGCCGACGGCAAACAAUCGAAAGAGCCUCAGCAAUCUACGGCGGUUCUGAAGAUGGCAUUCCACUGUCAGGGAUGCAUCGAGAGGAUUCGCAAGACGGUGUCCAAAACCAAAGGAGUCAAGGAAUUGUCCAUGGACAAGGACAAGGAAACCAUUACGGUGAAGGGAUCUAUGGAUGUGAAAUCUCUCGUCGAAAGUUUGAAUGCGAGGCUGAAGAGGAAGGUUGAGGUGGUUCCUCCCAAGAAGGAUAAGGAAAAGGACAAGGAGAAAGAGAAAGAUGGCGCUGGUGAGAAAGGAGGAGGAGGCAAAGGAGGCGGGAAGAAGAAAGGCGGUGGAGAUAAUAAGAAGGCUGAGGAGGAAACCGGCGGCGGUGACGGCGGAGGGAAAUUGGAGCAGAGCAAGAUGGAGUUCAUGUUCCCUCCCUAUGCGUAUGGGUAUAACUACGGUCCGGUUUAUUACAUGGAGCCAGUUCAUCCACCACAGAUGUUCAGUGAUGAGAACCCAAAUGCCUGCUCCCUCAUGUGAGGCUUCAGAUGUCUCUGUCAGCAUCAGAACGCAGGGGAAGACAGUUUUCGCUCCCUUUUCAUGUUUUCUUUUCUUUCUUUCUUUUUUUGGUAGCUAGUUGGGCUUGAAGUUCUAACUUCUGAGUGAAUGGAUGAAGCAUAGGGAAGCAGAGUUGUUUUUGUGGUUAGUAGAAAGGUUUUCAUGUGAGUAACUAUAACUCCACGAUGUAAAUGAUAUAGAAAAUGGCUUCUGUAUUGCACUCGGGAUGUCACUUUCUGCCGAUUUAGAUUCUUUUAAUGAAGCGUGAAGCUGAAA
Prosopis cineraria is the source of this 1311-nucleotide messenger RNA. RefSeq names its product heavy metal-associated isoprenylated plant protein 3-like. The coding region runs from base 115 to 1017 and encodes 300 amino acids. NCBI's taxonomy places the organism in Eukaryota, Viridiplantae, Streptophyta, Magnoliopsida, Fabales, Fabaceae. The record is from RefSeq and is a predicted model, not a curated record. Gene Ontology annotation, molecular function: metal ion binding. The transcript has 5 exons.